AAAUCUUGGUUUACGAUGGGGAAGUACUUUUUUCUGUCAUUUUUUCUAUUAUACUCUUGUUUUGUCGGAGAUGUGGUAGCCAGAAGACGCCACAGUCGCAGUAAAGAUGAGGCUUUAGAUAUUGACGGUAAAAUUGUUGGUGGUUACAAUACUACCAUACAAGAUGUCCCAUAUCAAGUGUAUCUAUUACUGCAGAUGGGUAAUAUUUAUUACCAGUGUGGAGGUUCGAUUAUAAGUGAGAGAUAUGUUUUGACAGCAGCGCACUGUCUUACGGGGAUAACGCGAAUAUAUAUCAGAGCUGGCAGCACUCUAGCUAAUAGUGGAGGCACUCAGUACAACACUACUCGAUACAGGCAGCACCCCUUCUAUAACCCAAUGAAUAGCGAUUACGAUGUAGGCCUAAUAAAUGUUCCCGAUGGAAUAAAAUUAGACGGACAAAAUACUAAGGCAGUCCCAUUACCAGCUGCAAGUAGCACUAUUGAACCUGGAACUAAAAUUCUCAUAACUGGUUGGGGAGAUACUACAGAAGGUGGUCAAGUAAGUGAAAAUUUGAUGGGUGUACAAAUUCCAACCAUAUCAAACGAUGAAUGCCGUAAAAGUUAUUCUACGCUCACUACUCGACAGUUUUGCGCUGCCGUGCCCGAAGGUGGGAAGGACUCUUGCCAGGGUGACUCUGGAGGUCCUGCAGUGGCGACAGAUUCUGGAGUUCAACUGGGGAUUGUUUCAUUUGGCACAGGCUGUGCUCGACCAGGGUACCCUGGGGUUUACACAAACAUCGCCAGAGUGCGUAGGUGGAUCAAAAGGAACGCUGAUGGUCUAUGUAGAAGUCACAAGCACCCAAGUAAAGCUAGGGGUGUGAAAAUAGUUGGCGGUUACGAUACUAAUAUUCAGACUUUUCCAUACCAAGCGCUUUUGAUUAUAGAGAAAGGAGAGGAUUAUCAGCAAUGUGGAGGAUCGAUUCUUAACGAAAAUACUGUUCUUACGGCUGCUCAUUGUUUAAUAAAUGUUAACAGGGUAUAUGUAAGGACUGGUUCUUCUGACUCAGGCUAUGGUGGUUCUUUGUCCGUCUCCACUGAUUUCGUGAUACACCCGAAGUAUAACCAAAAAACAUACGACUAUGACGUUGGAAUCGUAAAGCUCUCAGAACCGAUACAAAUGGAUGAUGAAACGACAAAAGUAACUACUUUGGCGAAAAAGGGAUCCUCCGUUAAAGCAGGAACAACUGUAGUUGUAUCUGGAUGGGGAGCUACUUCUGAAAACGGAAGUUCAAGUGACAAUUUAAUGGCAGUUGAAGUUGUUACGCUUUCUAACGACCAGUGCCGCAAAUCAUACAGAGCACUUACAGAGAGAAUGUUUUGUGCUGGUGUUCCUGAGGGCGGAAAGGAUUCUUGCCAGGGAGAUUCUGGAGGACCAGUGGUAUCAAAGGAGACUGGCAUUCAAAUUGGAAUUGUAUCUUUUGGCAAAGGUUGUGCUCGUAAAGACUACCCGGGCGUGUACGUAAGAGUAGCAAGCGCUACAGUUCGCGACUGGAUCAAGAAAGAGUCUGGCGUAUGAAAUAUAGAUGGCGCUAGAAAUAGUCACUUUGUUUUGAACUUAAUCUUGUCAUAUUUUUUGAUGGGAAAACAUUAAAAAUUAUAAAAGUAAAUUCAAAACAGGAUGACUAAAAAUAUCGAAAACUUUUCAAAGAACUGCACUCUCAAAGACAAUUUGUUACUGUGGUAAAAUAAAGAAGCUUAUUAAUUUAAAAA
Melitaea cinxia (Glanville fritillary) is the source of this 1748-nucleotide messenger RNA. It is a transcript of the gene Coc, whose product is annotated as trypsin-3-like. The transcript has 9 exons. Gene Ontology annotation, molecular function: serine-type endopeptidase activity. Bases 16 to 1554 code for a protein of 512 amino acids. The record is from RefSeq and is a predicted model, not a curated record. NCBI's taxonomy places the organism in Eukaryota, Metazoa, Arthropoda, Insecta, Lepidoptera, Nymphalidae. Gene Ontology annotation, biological process: proteolysis.